This is a messenger RNA of Perkinsus marinus ATCC 50983, 1227 nucleotides long. RefSeq lists its product as hypothetical. Lineage: Eukaryota; Perkinsozoa; Perkinsida; Perkinsidae. The transcript has a single exon. The coding region runs from base 1 to 1227 and encodes 408 amino acids. The record is from RefSeq and is a predicted model, not a curated record.
AUGCACCCUGAGUGCUCCAUUUAUCAGGGUAUCACCCUGAUUGAGGACGAGGGUAAUCGCACAUACGGGGAGUUGACCCGCCUUGCGUUUGGUGUGUCAAUUGCUCCAAAGGUCCUCCGCUCCGUCAUUGACUUCAUUCUAGAAGAAGCUGGAAUUGACGGAGGUGUCGAGCCUUAUUUCGAUGACUUGCGCGUGCCCAAAUCCCAGGUGGAUAAUGUCGUCAAGGCUCUCAACCAGAAUGGGUUCAGCCUGAAAGAGCCCGAGGAGGCCGAGACAUCUGGUAUUCUCGGUUUGCAACGUAUUCCAGGCAACAUUUGGACUCGCCGCAGUCCGCUCGGUCCCAUACAGGGAGAAACUUACCACCAUCUCAAAUCGUGGGUAGCGACCUUAGCGUGUUCACACUACCCGGUUUUGCGAUGGUUACGGCCAGCGGCUCGCGGGUUGGAACGGAUUGGUCACCUCGAGAACCCUUCUGCAUCCAAGUCCUUACUCCUUUCGCAGAACAUUCUGCGGAAAUGCGAGGCACUACAUCGUGAUAUCUUCUCCCGUGGUGAUCCAGCUACUGGUAAAGUUACCGUCGAUGCUGGGUCCACAUGGCGAUUGUAUUGCGAUGCCUCUGACCUGAGCUUAGGGGCCUGCCUAUAUUUCGGCUCUACCUACGUCGAGGAUGUCUCCUGGCUACGAAAACUCGGAGACAUCCGGCUGAUCGACGUGGUCGAACUAGAAGCAGCCUUAAAAGGGCUCAAUACUCUAGUUCUUUCUUGGCGCCGAACCCUAGGCAUGACGGGAAGGCAGUCGAUUGAGGUCUAUACCGACAAUCGACCUGUACUCGAACAACUCCAACGGAAGUUAGCGUCUCACUGGCAUUCCAGCGAGGGUCUCACGGUCGGUUCUGCUGAGGCACGACUUCAGAUGAUUGAAGAUACCUUCGAGGUCUCAGGCUUGUCAGUGUCUUAUCAUUACGUGGAGAGUGAGAGGAAUCCGGCCGAUCAUCUCACACGACUUCCCACAUACCUCCGUUGGAAAAAACCUUCCCGUCGAUCACCCGCUCCACAGUUGGCUGCUCCGGCUAUUCUUGCGGAUCAGGAGGAGUCGUGGCGCGAAGCUUCUCAAGCCAAUGAAGACGGAUUGUACAUUCCUGACUCUCACCUGAUUGAGUUCCUUACUGAGGUACACAACGAUCAUCACGAAGGCUCUGAAGGUCUGUUCAACAGAUUGCGAGGAUGA